UAUGGCCCAGUUGAGAAAGGUGGUGCGGCGAACGAGUACAGAACCAUACAUACUCACUUAACCGCAGCGCUACCUUGAGAAAUCGGCCGUGUUCUCGCUGCAAAAGCGUUGUCAAACAUCACGACACUUCAAGAUAUCUGUAUUUGUUCUCGCAUUCUGAACCUUUUUUUUAGUGCUCAGAUGACGUGUGGACUCAGAUGAUAGCUGAAGUGGUGUGUCUGUUCUAUCUCAUCAAUGGCUACCAUCUCUUGGUUUUGGUAGAAAUUCAACUUGUCUUGGGACUAUGCUAGCAGCCAAUAUGCCUGAGUGUACGCCAUCCACAACUGCAUCUGUAGAAAACUCUGAAAUUCGCGAGGAAGAUAAGAAAUUUACGGUGUACAAAGUUGCCAUUUCUUCAGACAAUGAUUCAUGGUUUGUUUUCCGCCGCUACAAUGAAUUUUAUAAACUCUUUGAUAUACUUCGCAAACAGGUUCCUGGACUCCAGUUGAAGCUGCCUGGCAAAAAGCUAUUUGGGAAUAAUUUGGAUCCUCAAUUUAUUGCUUCUCGACAAGAAGGUCUUGACACGUUCUUACAGCAACUUAUGCAAGACAAAAAGCUUCUUGAAAUACCCGAAGUAAGAGCUUUCCUUCAGCUUGAUCGACGCAAGUUGAGUUCGGAAGGAGAUGUAGAGCUGGAAGAUAACAGUGAGGGAAUUGAUGCUCUAGAAAAAAUGAACAAACUUAACCUAGGACCUUCAGAACGCCUUUAUGCAAAGCCUAAAGAUUUUGAAUUCCUGCGAGUGAUUGGAAAGGGUAGCUAUGGAAAAGUACUCUUAGCUCGCCACUGUUCUGAGGGAAAAUACUAUGCAAUAAAGAUCCUCAGUAAAAGAGUGAUCUUGCGCAAAAAUGAAGUCCGCCACGUCAUGGCUGAAAGAGAUAUAUUGCUAAAAAAUGUCCACCAUCCUUUUCUUGUUGGGCUCCAUUACUCCUUCCAAACAUCUGACAAAUUAUAUUUUGUCAUGGAUUAUGUUAAUGGUGGAGAGCUCUUCUUUCACUUGCAACGUGAACGAACUUUUCCUGAAAGCAGAGCAAGAUUUUACGCUGGUGAAAUUUCUUUAGCUCUUGGAUACCUUCAUUCUUUAAAUGUUGUAUACCGAGAUCUAAAACCAGAAAACAUCCUUCUUGAUUGUCAAGGUCACAUUGUUUUGACAGAUUUUGGUUUAUCCAAGGAAAUUGGUGACCUCAUGGGUGUAGAAACAACCCAUACCUUUUGUGGAACUCCAGAAUACUUAGCUCCUGAAAUCAUUAGAAAAGAGCCAUAUGGAAGAGCUGUGGAUUGGUGGUGCUUGGGUGCUGUUCUAUAUGAAAUGCUGUAUGGACUUCCUCCAUUUUACAGCCGCAAUACUUCUGAAAUGUAUGAACGUAUUCUGAAUAAGCCUUUAACACUUCGCUCUGGUAUUUCUGAAAGUGCAAGAGAUCUUUUAUGCCAGCUAUUAGAGAAGGAUCCGAGAAUGCGUCUAGGAUAUGCAGAAGGAGAUCUAGAGACACUGAAGAUGCAUUCAUUUUUCAUGCCUAUCAACUGGGAAGACCUUUACAAUAAAAAGAUUCGCCCGCCUUUUAAUCCCAAUGUGCAUGAAGUAUUUGAUCUUCGUCACAUUGACCCAGAAUUUACAAGAGAAGCAGUUUCUAGUUCAGUUGCCCGUUCACAUUCAACGACAAGCAUAUUAACUGCAAGUGUACGUGAAGCAGAUGAUAUUUUUGCUGGGUUUUCUUAUGCAGCUCCAAUGGAUUUGUAAGAGUGAAAAUUGAUUAGAAAACUUAAAAACAAACUGUCAUAUGAUAUGAAAAACAAACUUUCCUUUUUACUACAUUAGGAUUUCUGUUACUGAGCCCUGUGCUCCUCAAACAAACUAUGUAUUAGCCUGCUUAAAUUUCAUCUGUAUUAUUGUUUGGCUGGCGUUAAAUAGUUUUGUAUUGGGUGCACCCAUUUAUAUCUUCUUUUUUUUGCAUAUUUUACGCAGACUACCGUAUUCACAAGCAUUUUUCUAAUUUGUUAUAUAAUCUUCCUAUCUGCCUUAUCCUGCCUUUUUGUCAGUAUUGUAUUGUAUACUUUUCAACUAUUAUGUUUAGAUUCUAGUCGUAACAUACCACAUGCUUUUAUUUUUAUUAGUGACUCUUUAUUAGAGUGCUUCCAGUUUUUGCAUGAAAGUAAUUCACGUUACUGACAUGCGUAGGUAUAUUUUUCCAGCUGUGUUACAUCAAGUUUUACAUCUCAUCUGGUAUGUAUUUUGUUAUACUUGAUCAUGUUGGGGUUAGUCUUAAUUUUUGCUCUUCAAUUGUGCAUUUACCUUAGCUUUUGAUAAGUACUACAUUUGCCAUUCAAGUGGCAUUGUGGUUAAUCCAUGUUUGGGGAUGGGGGCUCCUAACUACAGUGUUAUCCCUGCCUGUGAUAAUGUGUAAUUGAAUGCAGGAUGUUCUGUGUUCUUAUCCUUUUAGCAUUUUUUUUUCUAAUGCUGAAGUGUAAAUUCCCAAAGACUUAAGCAGGACAAUAUUCAAUUGUGCCACAAUCUUAAAUAAUUCUGCUUUCCAUAUACUGCAGAUCGCACUCCUUAGAAAAUUGUAAUUAUCUGGAAUGAUAUUCCACUACAAUGUAGAGAACCAGCACUUAGUCCUUCAAUACUCAUGUAUCAUCAUAAUAUACCUUGCCCACGAAGGCUAACACAAAGCUUUCACUAUUAGGCUAGACUAGAUAAAUCACAGUAUUUGAAUAGAUGAAUGGCACAUGCUAUCUGCCAAAUGGACAAGUUUUCAUCAGAGAUUAUUAUGCCAUAAGUUAAAUUUAAGCUCUAAUGGUGAUAUUAUUUGGUUUCUUUGCCUCUCAUUCCAUUUAUAAUUUUUAAAAAAAUCUUUGUGCCUUGAUCUCCUAAUUAUUAUUUGAGUGCCAAAAAAUAUUAUGCUGUGAUGUUUAUAACCCAUGUUGUUUAUGAAAGAUAUGUAAUCGUUUUUCAUUAAAAAGUUUAUCUACUCA
Molecule: messenger RNA, 3006 nt
Organism: Frankliniella occidentalis (western flower thrips)
Lineage: Eukaryota; Metazoa; Arthropoda; Insecta; Thysanoptera; Thripidae
Product: serine/threonine-protein kinase Sgk2-like
Exons: 10
Coding region: 284-1774 (496 amino acids)
Biological process (GO): protein phosphorylation
Molecular function (GO): phosphatidylinositol binding; protein serine/threonine kinase activity; ATP binding
Source: RefSeq, a predicted model, not a curated record